Lottia gigantea (owl limpet) is the source of this 2293-nucleotide messenger RNA. RefSeq lists its product as hypothetical. Gene Ontology annotation, biological process: monocarboxylic acid transport; transmembrane transport. The record is from RefSeq and is a predicted model, not a curated record. NCBI's taxonomy places the organism in Eukaryota, Metazoa, Mollusca, Gastropoda, Lottiidae. Gene Ontology annotation, molecular function: monocarboxylic acid transmembrane transporter activity. The transcript is spliced from 5 exons. Bases 27 to 1706 code for a protein of 559 amino acids.
AGGAAACUCCUUGACAAUCUGAGGCCAUGACAGAGAGGACAGAGGAGACCAUAGAGGAUGACGAGAUCGGUAAACAUGACCACAGCAACAAAGAUUCCUUGUUAAAAUCUGAUACAGCAUCAGUCAUAGAACGUCAAUCCAAUGAUGGCAAAGAUGAGGAUGAAGAUGAGGAUGAAGGACUACCAAUUGAUAGAGGCUGGGCAUGGGUUGUGGCAAUAGCUGUUCAGAUCAAUAUAGCAAUAGUAAUUGGAUACACCAGAGCUUUCGGCAUACUGUUUAUAGAGUUCUUACAGUCGUUCAAGGCAUCGGUGGCAGAAACGACGUUGGUCACUGCAGUGAUGGCUGCUAUCUUCGGAAUUUCAGUUUUUAUAUCAAUGCAAGUAUUAGUUGGAAGAUUCCAGGAACGAACUCUAGUUAUGACUGGUGGUAUUAUAGCUAGUAUGGGCAUCAUUACUUCUUAUUUUGCUACCAAUGUUGUCGAACUCAUACUUUCUCAAGGUAUCUUUUUAGGUAUUGGUAAUUCAUUGAUACAUGGACCGGGUUUGGUUCUAGUUGGCAAGUAUUUCAAAAAGAAGAGGGCAUUAGCUAAUGCUGUCGCUAACAGUGGAAUAAGUGCUGGUUCCGUUCUCUUUCCUCCUCUGGCCAAGGCUCUCCUAGAUGCUUAUGGUUUAAGAGGCACAUUACUUGUAUUGGGCGGAAUAAACCUCCAUGUAUUAGUUUGUGGAGCACUAUUACGACCUUUAAACACUUUCAAGAGACAUACAUCCCAAAAAGUAACUAUGAAAUCCACAGUAACACAGGAAACGAACAUUGGUCAGGUAGAUACGUUAAAAAUCAGAUCACACCCCGAGGACGAUGAGGUGAAAAUAGACAGUGAAAUCCAUUCAGUACCACUAGUGUCUCAAACGUAUAAGACUGAUUUAAGGAACCAUUCUGAAACUGGUGAUCGCCUUGAAGAAUUCCAAUCACAAAGUGAUAUUUAUUCCUUCGUUCCACCCGAAACUAUCAACAAAGCCGAGAGGAAAAUGUCCCAUUCAUCUAGUGUUUGUAAUUGUCUCAAAAACUUUGGUGGAAGUUUAGGAUUUUACUUAUGGAAAGAUCCUACCUUUAUUUGUUUAAUAUUAGUGACUGCAUUAGCCAUUUUUCUGAUUUUAUUUUUAAAUUAUUUCCCUGCAUUUGUCACUGAUAAUGGCACGAGCGAACAAGACGCUGCCAUAUUUAUUUCUGUAGCUGGGGCUAUUGACUUUUUCGCGCGAUUAGGCGUCGGGUUUUUUGCCAAUGCUGGUUUUGUGAAGCGGAGGUAUAUAUGUGCCUUCGGAUUAUUUGUUUCCGGUAUAAACUGUCACAUGUUGAGGUUUUAUACGACUUAUAAACUGCAGUUAGCGGGUAUAAUAAUAUAUGGUUUGUGUGGUGGUAUUUACAACUCCUUCAUACCUGUAUUAUUGUCAGAUAUUCUCGGUGUUCAACAUUUAGCUAAAUCAUUAGGCUUUACAAUGAUUACACAUGGUCUUGUUAUCAGUCUUUAUCACCCAUUAGUUGGCGCUCUAAAAGACAUAACGGGGUCCUAUAUUACAUCUUUUCAUGUCAUGGGAACGUCAGUGAUAUUAGGCGGCGCCUUGCUUCUAGCAGAACCAUUGUUUGAGAAAUGCAAAAAAAAGUUAAAGGAGUCUAAUGGCGACGUCAAAACAGAUGUAAUGCUGCCGUAACUUGUCUUCACAUGAUCGUAUUAAGCUUCCGUAUACUGCCAGAAAUCAUCGGAGCUAUCUAAAUAUAUAAUGUUCCACGGGUAUAGAUGUCAUUCCCUUACUGAUAGAAACAUUAUCUCUCAUCUAAUAUGGUGAAUCUUGGCAACAAAGCUGGAUCUAGAAGCCGAGAAGGUCGUGCACCGCAUGUCUUGUCAUUGGUUAGAAAGGGUAUCAAAAAUCCACAACAUAAAUUGUCACCUUGUGCUCAAAUAUAUUUAUUAAAUCAGAUCUAAUGAUGUAGAGGUAGAGUAAGUGACAAUGUAAUAAUUCACAUAUUAUUUCCUUUCUUACUUACUCUAACGAAAAAUUGCGCAUAUGAAAUAUGUUUGACGUACAUAAAUAUAUGUGUUAUAUAUGAUAUAUUAGAAAAAUCGUGAAGAAAAUUUAAUAGGUAUAUACUGUUGUGUGGUAGUAAAAUUGUAAAUGUGCGAUAAGCGUUACGUACAAUUAACUGUUAAGUUAUGAUGUCGCUUGCCUUCAAUUAUCAUCGCCUUUAUUGUUGAACUUGUUGAAUGUGGUUUGUUAUUGAGUAAAGUUGUUUCUACGUU